This is a messenger RNA of Ostreobium quekettii, 2091 nucleotides long. NCBI's taxonomy places the organism in Eukaryota, Viridiplantae, Chlorophyta, Ulvophyceae, Bryopsidales, Ostreobiaceae. The record is from the annotation of a GenBank genome assembly.
AUGCAAGCCGCCAUAAACGGCUCCCUUGCCGACCUAAGGGCAGAGCUGCGGAAUGGCGCAGACAUCAGCGCUUCGGACAAGUUCGGCAGGACGGCGCUCUGGCACGCAUCCUCCAACGGCCACUCCAUGGCAGUGAAGCUUCUCCUGGAAUUCGAGGCGGGAACUGAAGCGGCGGAUGUGCACGGCAACACACCGCUUCUGCAAGCCGCUUUGAGAGGACAGGUGGCAUCUGCGGUAGUGCUGCUGGAGGGAGGGGCGGCGGUGAACGCCACGAAUGAUCAGGGCAUGUCCCCUCUGCUCAUAGCCGCACAGCACGGGAACAGGGAAAUGGUGAAAUUGCUGAUUGAUGCCGGAGCGGACACGAGCGUGGCAAAGCGUAGGAGCGGGCAGACCGCCCUGUGGUCGGCGGCCUUCCUAGGACAUGAGGAGAUUGUAGAGUAUCUGAUAAAGGCAGGAGCGGACGUGGACGCUCCAGAGAAGGACAUGGCGACUGCCCUCUACGCCGCGACACAGGAGGGGCAGGCGCGCGUCGCGGCUAUUCUGUUGAGCAAGGGCGCCGAUCCCAACGCCCGGACGCGUCUGGGCGCCGCGCCCCUCCACAUCGCCGCGGCCACCUGCAACCUAGACCUGCUCAGGCUCCUGCUGGCCUCUUCGGGCGUCGACGCCGGAGCAAGGGACCAGAAGGGGCGGACGAGCGAGGAUGUGCUGUGCCUUGAAGGUGGGGACGAGGAGACUGAGACAGAGAUGCGCGAGGCGUUGAGAAAAGUGGAGACAAUUCAGGCGGCGUCUUCGACCCUGCCGACGCCGGCACCAACAUUUGCAGCGGCACUCCAGGAGACCAUUCCAGCGCCAGAGCCAACAGUGGCGCCAGCACCAGCACCGGCACCAGUGCCGGAAUCAUCAUCUCCCACCACUGUGCCCCGAUCCUCUCCUCUCGUCGUCCCUCUAGUCGACGACCUCACCACUGCUGACGAGCCCGCCGCCAAUCCCCCCGCGCCCCCUCUGUCCGCCGUCGACUCCCCCACUUCCGUCGCCCUCCAGAAGAGGCGCGACGAACCCACGUCCACCCAGGCCGACGACUCGACGAACGGCCGCGACGAACCCAAGGAGUCGGACACCACCAGCAGCGUGGGCGCCGCCGUGGCGAUCUCAGUAGUCACCGUGGGGGCCCUGGCCAUGUUAGUCGAGCAGGGUCGUCGCUGCCGCGCCAACUCCAAGCCCGGUACAACAAUCCCCGCAGCUCUAAACGAGGUUCGUCGAUUCAGAGGUGGAGGAAUGGGAGGACAGCCGCCUCUGCCCAGGAAGAGCUCGACCGCGUCCAGUCGAAGCAUAACGGUGGUGGUCAGAGAGCUGUCCACGGAUUCGGACAUGGACUCCGUGCAGUCCAGGCAGGCGGAGCCGGCGUGGUGCCCUCCCGUGGAGUACGGGUCAGGCGGCGUGGCCGCGCUUUCGCAGGCGGUCGCGUCGCCGAACUCGUCGCACCACGGCUCAUCGGUUUGCAGCUCCCCACGGUCGUACAGCAGCGACUUCCGGAGGCACGUGCAGACUGCUCAAGUGGGUAUUGCGAGCGAGGUCAUUUUUACAUUCCUGACGAAUCUAUGUCUUCCCAAGCACCCUGGAAGAGCCGUCCUACCCCGCCCCCCAGGAAAUGCGGCGAGGCCUGGCCUCCAGCAGCUCAGGUUCAUCCCAUUCAUCAACCCAUGCCUCCUCCUCACGUGGCUCGCCGGUCCCUCAAGCAAACUCCUGGGGCGGUUGCCCCUCAGGGUGGACGCCCGAGACGAGCUGGAUCAGCAUGGAUCUAGGGCGGACGUCGAUCGGCAUGGAUGCCGUGCCCACGUCGACGUCGAUCUGCAUGAAUUCCGGGAGCCCACGUUUCUCGAGCGGCACCAAGAGCCCUCGCUCAAAGAGUUGGCAGGGGGCGAGUGGGGGGAGCGGAGGGGGGAGAAGGAGGGGGUUCGAGCUGGAAGGGGGGUGGGACGUAAUGGGGGCCUCGUGUGGCAGCAGCAGGUUUCAUUCGGAGGGCCACGGCACUUGAAGGUGACUGAUGCAGUGGCGACGGCCGUUCAUGAACAGAUGGUGAUGUUCGGAUAA